Messenger RNA from Onychostoma macrolepis, 5086 nucleotides. It is a transcript of the gene megf10, whose product is annotated as multiple EGF-like-domains 10. Gene Ontology annotation, molecular function: protein binding; scavenger receptor activity. The transcript is spliced from 27 exons. The record is from RefSeq and is a predicted model, not a curated record. Lineage: Eukaryota; Metazoa; Chordata; Actinopteri; Cypriniformes; Cyprinidae. The coding region runs from base 431 to 3796 and encodes 1121 amino acids.
AGUAUACACAGAGCAGAGGAAAGCCUUACUACUAUUAGUGCAGCAGGCAGUCUCCGUUAUAGAUUACUAUUAACAGUGUUGCCAAGUCCGCGGUUUUCCCGCGUAAUCGGGCCGCUUCACUACUGUUGCCGCGGGUUGAAGCGACGCCAGUAACGUGUAUUUGAUCCCCGGGACCUCGAAACGCGGUGAUGUAAAAGAGCAAAGCAGGCAUUUGGACCAAAGCACUUCUCCAGAGUAAAGCACUCAAGAUGCUCCACACAGAGCCGCUGCUCCUAUUGGCCGCUUCCCUCUGACGUCACGGCGCCGUCGCGCUUCUGUCGCGUCGCGUCUCAGUGGAUUCUGUGCGCGCUUCUGAGAGAGACGCUCCUCAAGCGGACCCCACGCGUUUGGACCGAACGCACACUGUUGUUUAGAAGUGGUGUUUCCUGUAAUGAUGUCACCCUGGAGUCCUCUGCUAUUGGCCGUCUCGUGCUGUUUGAUCGCUCUGACAUCAUCACUCAACCUGGACGACCCGAAUGUCUGCAGUCACUGGGAGAGUUACUCGGUGACGGUUCAGGAGUCGUUUGCUCACCCGUUCGAUCAGAUUUACUACACCAGCUGCACAGAUAUCCUCAACUGGUUCAAAUGCACUCAACACAGGGUGAGCUACAGAACGGCCUACCGCAGAGGAGAGAAGUCCAUGCACCGCCGCAAGUCUCAGUGCUGCCCGGGAUUCAACCAGAGCAGAGACAGAUGUGUUCCACACUGUGCUGAGAAGUGUGUGCACGGCCGCUGUGUGGCCCCCAGCACCUGUCAGUGUGAGCCGGGCUGGGGAGGGCCCGACUGCUCCAGCGCCUGUGACGGGGAUCACUGGGGUCCUCACUGCAGCAGCCGCUGUCAGUGUCAGAACGGGGCGCUGUGUAACCCCAUCACCGGAGCCUGCCUCUGUGCGGCCGGAUACCGCGGCUGGCGCUGCGAGGACCUCUGCGAGCGCUCCAGCUACGGACACGGCUGCCAGCAGAAGUGCCUGUGCCAGAACAACGCCAUGUGCCACCACGUCACCGGAGAGUGUGUGUGCAGCCCGGGAUACACGGGAGCCUUCUGCGAGGAGCUGUGUCCUCCGGGGAAACACGGCCGGCAGUGCGAGGAGCGCUGUCCCUGUCAGAACGGCGGCGUGUGUCAUCACGUGACUGGAGAAUGCUCCUGCCCCGCCGGCUGGAUGGGAACAGUGUGCGGGCAGCCGUGUCCGGCGGGACGCUUCGGGAAGAACUGCUCACAGGAGUGUCAGUGUCAUAAUGGAGGAAGCUGUUCUCCGUCCACCGGACAGUGUGUGUGUAGUGCAGGAUACACAGGAGAGAGGUGCCAGGAUCAGUGUCUGGUCGGCUCGUACGGUGUGGGCUGCAGACAGGCGUGCAGCUGUGUGAACGGUGCCCAGUGCUAUCAUGUGAGCGGAGAGUGUCUGUGUGAGCCGGGAUACACGGGUUCGAGAUGCGAGGAGCGCGUCUGUCCGGAGGGGCUGUACGGUCUGAAGUGUGACAGGAGGUGCCCGUGUCACGCCAAUAACACACGCAGCUGUCACCCCAUGUCGGGCGAGUGUUCGUGCGGCCCGGGCUGGUCGGGCUUGUACUGUAACGAGACGUGUGCUCCUGGUUUAUACGGCGAGGCGUGUCAGGAGGUCUGCCGCUGUCAGAACGGAGCCGACUGCCACAGCGUGAGCGGGGAGUGUGUCUGCGCACCCGGAUUCAAGGGCUCAGACUGCUCCGCUCCCUGUCCCGCCGGCUCCCACGGCAUCAACUGCAGCUCAGUGUGCUCCUGUAAGAACGCAGCCGCUUGCUCACCCAUCGACGGGUCCUGCUCCUGUCAAGCAGGGUGGCACGGGGUGGACUGCUCCAUUAACUGCCCCAGCGGCUGGUGGGGUCUGGGCUGUAACCUGACGUGUGUGUGUGGGAACGGAGGAGCCUGCAGCGCUCUGGACGGGACGUGCACCUGUACCCCGGGCUGGAGAGGAGAGCGCUGCGAUCAACACUGUCAGGAUGGGACGUAUGGGCUGGACUGUCGCGAGCGCUGUGACUGCAGUCAUGCGGACGGCUGCCACCCCUCGACUGGACACUGCCGCUGUCUGACCGGAUGGACAGGCAUUCACUGUGACAGUGUGUGCGCUGAGGGCCGCUGGGGGCCCAACUGCUCUCUGUCCUGUAACUGUAAGAACGGAGCGUCGUGUUCGCCGGACGAGGGUGCGUGCGAGUGUGCGCCUGGAUUCAGAGGAACCACCUGCCAGCGCAUCUGUUCUCCGGGUUUCUUUGGCCACCGCUGUAGCCAGGCCUGUCCGCACUGCGUGCACAGCAAUGGCCCCUGUCACCACGUGACCGGCCAGUGUGACUGUCUGCCGGGAUUCAAAGGGGCGCUCUGCAACGAAGUGUGUCCCAGUGGCAGGUUCGGUAAGAACUGCGCGUGGAGCUGCACCUGCACUAAUAACGGCACGUGUAACCCCAUCGACGGCUCGUGUCAGUGUUACCCCGGCUGGAUCGGCAGCGACUGCUCACAGCCGUGUCCCCCGGGUCAGUGGGGUCCCAACUGCAUCCACACCUGUAACUGUCACAACGGGGCGUUCUGCAGCGCGUAUGACGGCGAGUGUAAGUGUACGGCCGGCUGGACGGGGCUGUACUGCACACAGCGCUGUCCGCUGGGCUUCUACGGUAAGGACUGCGUUCAGGCGUGUCAGUGUGAGAACGGCGCAGACUGCGAUCACAUCUCUGGUCAGUGCACCUGCCGCACCGGCUUCAUGGGACGCCACUGUGAACAGAAAUGUCCUGCGGGUACGUACGGAUACGGCUGUCGGCAGGUGUGCGACUGUCUCAAUAACUCCACCUGUGAUCACAUAACUGGCACCUGCUACUGUAACCCCGGCUGGAAAGGCACGCGCUGUGACCAGGCCGGCGUGAUCAUCGUAGGGAAUCUCAACAGCUUGACGAGCGCCGCUGUGCCUGUGGACUCGUAUCAGAUCGGUGCGAUCGCAGGAAUCAUCGUUCUGGUGCUCCUCGUGCUCAUCCUCCUCCUCCUCUUCAUCAUUUAUCGUAAGAAACAGAAAGGCAAAGAAUCCACGAUGCCUGCGGUCACAUACACACCUACCAUGAGGGCCAACACCGAUUACGCCAUCGCAGAGGCGCUCCCGCAGACUGACGUCCUUCCCAACAGUAACUAUUUCUCCAACCCCAGCUACCACACACUGACCCAGUGCAGCCCGCCUCACGCCAACAACCUGCCCUAUGGAAAGCCGAAGAACAAUCAGUUGUUUGUGAACCUGAAGAACGCGGAGCCGAGGAAACGUCUUUCCCUGCUGGAUCACACAGGAACGCUACCGGCCGACUGGAAACAAGGAGGAUCCUUCAAUGAGCUCGGAGCUUAUGGAGUUGACAGGCGUUACAUGGGAAAGUCACUGCGAGAUCUGGUGAAGAGCGUGCCCUAUCACGCCAGCUCCAGCUCUCUCAACAGCUCAGAAAACCCAUACGCCACCAUCAAAGACCCUCCUCUGCUGCUGACCAAGAGCUCGGAGUGCGGCUAUGUGGAGAUGAAGUCUCCUGCUCACAGAGACGCGCCGUACGCUGAGAUACACGCCUCCAGCCCUGCCAACAAAAACGUCUAUGAAGUUGAGCCGACCAUCAGUUCUGUCCACACACACUCUAACAACAACUGCAACGGGCCAUUUUGUCAAGAUCCGUACGACCUACCAAAGAACAGCCACAUCCCGUGUCAUUACGACCUGCUGCCCACGAGAGACAGCAGCCGCUCGACCCUCGAGGACACGGACAGCAAAUAAACCCCCGAGACUUCACUGACGCACCGCAAACCACAGCACUCUGUUAACGCUUCCAUAGCCGUCUGUGCUGACAGUCAUCCUUAUUAAUUACUUCUGGCUUACAGGAUUCAAUAGUUCUUGUCAAGUCUUGCCCAGAGUAAUGUGGAGUGUUUCGGUGGAGGUGCAAACAUUCGUAAUCUUCAUAAACAAAUCAUUCCAUUCAUUAAGAACAACACUGCACACAAAUACAGGACAAUCCUUAAAGGGAUAGUUCACCCAAAAAUGAAAAUUAACACUUUUUAUUAUGGAUGGAUGCACUUUAUUGGACUUCUUUUGGACUACUGAAAAAUAACAGCCAUUCACUGCCAUUAUAAAGCUGGGAAGAGUCGGGACGUUUUUAAAUAUAGCUCUGAUUGGAUUCUUCUGAAAGAAGUAAGUCAUGUACACCUAGGAUGGCUUGAGAGUGAGUAGAGCAUGGGCUAAUUUUUCUUUUUUGGGUGAACUAUCCAUUUAAUGUUUCUGAUCAAAUAUGUCAGAUUAUUCCCAAUGACAGUUUUCCAUUUUUUAUGAUAUUUAGGAUAUUAGUACUGUUUAUUGAGACUGGACUAUCAGCUCUGUGUUUCUGUUGUUUUUUAUUUUUGUCCGAAAGCAUUUCAGGUUUACCAAAGGUUGAUAUGCCCUAAUAAAGCACCGCUAGUGUUGUAUUAAUACUGACAGCCUCCCAGUACAUAUAGUUUACAGCCACAAGUUUUAACAUUAGCAUCAUUUUUGGCUUGUAUCUUUUGAUUUUAGUCCUAUAAAACACGAUCACUGAAAUGAAGGGCAGAUACUUCAGUUUGUAGUACUUUAUAGUUUUUAGUAAGCUAAAGCUGGACUUUUGCGAAGAAAGACAAAUCUUUAAGAUGAUGUGAUGGGGUCAGUUUGAUACGAAUACAUCUUUGGAGUAUUUAGGACAUGAGUCUUAAAGCACUCUGAGCCUGGACUUUAAUUGUAUAAAACUGUACAUAGGACCAGUUCUUUAAUGAAUUGCAUUUAUUUCCUUUAAAAGUGUAACAUAUUCCUAAAUUCCUCUGUAACUUGACCAAUACUGUGUAAAGCAGGACAUGCAGUGAAGACUCUGCCUUUAUUGACUGGACCUCAGUAUACUGUUUUCCUUUUUUACUGUACUAAAUAUGCCACACAAAGAAAUGAUUAAUAAUACUGAUUCCAAAAACAACUGAAUGUGUAUGAGUGUGUGCUGUAUGUAUCUUAAAACUGUAUCUUUGUUUUGCUUUUUUCCAGAUUUUUUUAAAUAAAUGCACAAAGUGUAAU